Molecule: messenger RNA, 943 nt
Organism: Sinocyclocheilus anshuiensis
Lineage: Eukaryota; Metazoa; Chordata; Actinopteri; Cypriniformes; Cyprinidae
Product: endophilin-A3-like
Exons: 7
Coding region: 1-735 (244 amino acids)
Biological process (GO): synaptic vesicle uncoating
Cellular component (GO): cytoplasm; presynapse; glutamatergic synapse
Molecular function (GO): protein binding
Source: RefSeq, a predicted model, not a curated record
AUGCAUUUAAUGUUACAUAUACAUAGUUUUUCUUCUUUUUCUGGUUAUCAGUAUCAUCUGAGAAAACUUGAAGGUCGCCGUCUAGAUUUUGAUUACAAGAAAAGGCGUAAAGGCAAGAUUGCAGACUCUGAAAUUAAGAAAGCAUUCGAAAAGUUUGAAGAAUCCAAAGACCUGGCUGAGAGAAGCAUGUUUAAUCUCCUAGAGAGAGAUGUACAACGGAUGCAACACCUCUCAGGGCUUUUAGAAGCAGUAAUGGACUACCACCGCCAGUCACAGCAGAUUCUCGAAAAUCUCAGGAGUAGUUUGCAGAGCAGGAUAACAGACGCAAGCAAUCAACCCAAAAGGGAAUUUGCAUCUAAAUCAGUUGUGAGCACAGUGUGCUACACGGAUAUUUAUGGAUUUUCCACAUGCUCAUCAGAUACUGAGGUUACUGAAGCUUUGAGUGAAAAAUAUGCACCAGUUGUGGUUCACCCUCCUGACAAAGUCACCAUUAAAGCUCAAACAACAGACAAGCCAACCAGCAACAAUGAUAGCGGCCCCCCCUUGGACCAGCCUUGCUGUCAGGCACUUUACAGUUUCCAGCCAGAAAACCAGGGAGAGCUAGGCUUUAAGGAGGGGGACAUCAUCAUUCUGACCAGCCAGAUCGAUGAGAACUGGUGUGAGGGUAUGAUCAGAGGGGAGGCUGGCUUAUUUCCCAUGAAUUACGUCAAAGUCCUUAUACCUCUGCCACAGUGACGGCGGGAAGGCCCUGCAGCUGGACAGCAUGAACUGUGCCAGUUUUUGGAGAUUCAGAAACUUUGAUAAUUUGAUAAAUGUUAAUAUGUGAAGCACUUCUGAGCCCUUGCUGUAUAUUUAUCUAUAUUAUCACUAUGCAAAAUCAUGUAGCCUGCCUUGUAUUCCUUAUCUGAUUAUUUUUUAUGAAUCUUAUAAUGUUAAAUAAAUA